Molecule: messenger RNA, 1255 nt
Organism: Neoarius graeffei (lesser salmon catfish)
Lineage: Eukaryota; Metazoa; Chordata; Actinopteri; Siluriformes; Ariidae
Exons: 6
Coding region: 8-1255 (415 amino acids)
Source: RefSeq, a predicted model, not a curated record
UUUGGAGAUGUGCAUCACCCACAUUCUGCAGCGGUAUGGCCCACUCACCAGCUACUUCAAAUCUGCGAAUGAGAAACAACCAAGAUUCAGAAGGCUGGCGGAGGCAUUUUCCAAUCCCUUGAUGGAAGUCUACCUCCUGUUCCUUCAGGCCACGUUGCCCGUGUUCUCUACACUGAACCUCCUUCUCCAGAGAGAAAAGGCAUCUAUAUUCCAGCUGUAUGAAGAGAUGAAGAAAUUCAUCAAGAAACUCUGUUCGAGGUUCAUGACACCAGCAGCGCUACGAGAGGGAGAAGUCCAUGAUAUCCCCCACAUGGACCCACAGCACCAACUGCCAGGAGAAAAACUCAAUGUGGGAUUCACCACCAGAGCCACGCUCAACAGACUUCUUGAGGCUGGAGACGUCACAUCCCAGGAGGCCAAAGAAUUCCAGCAGGCAGCACUAGCAUUCCUAGUCAGAGCUGUGGAGUAUGCCAUGGCUAAACUACCACUGACAGAUCCUCUCCUGAAACACGCAAGAUUUGUUAAUGUGCAGCUGAGAGCAGAGUGUGGGGUUGAAGAUGCCUUGUACUUUGUGGACAGAUUUCAGGGACUCCUUCCUUAUCACGACCCCAAAGAGCAGGACCAAAUAAGUGAGGAGUUCAUGGACUACCAGCUGAUGGACAUUGCCAUGCCUGAGGACCCAACAUCAUUUGAUGUUGAGGAGUUUUGGGGGAAAACGUCCUCAACAAAGAACAAGGCAGGAGCAAAAACAAGACAAGUGGCUGAAACACUGCUGGGGAAAGGUACACUGAGUGGAAGGGAAGGACCAACAGCCAGGGAAGGCUUUUCCUCAGUCCUACUUCUCAGUCUGCUGGGGCCUCCUAUACUGACAUACCAAAUGAUGAAGCCAAGAGGUAGACCUGCUGGUCGUCCCCUGAUCCAAGGUGGACCUCAUCACACAUUUGGCCCACUCCAAGCCCCUGAGCGGCUGCCAUGCAGGCUAGAGUACCUUGGAGAAGAUCAGGGAUUGCUUUUUCUGGCUGGGAUGAAUGCUAAAGUUAAGAACUUCCGCCAGCACUGCUCCCGCUGCCAGUGUACUGCCCCAAAGAAACCUGCCCCACUCAUGCCUCUGCCUAUCAUCAGCUUUCCCUUUGAGAGAGUGGGCAUGGAUCUGGUGGGUCCCCUUCUUAAGUUGGCCUGGGUUCACGAACACAUUCUUCUUGUUGUGGACUACGCCACCCAUGACUCUGAGGCUGUCCCCUUCCCCAGUCCUUGA